AAACAUUGAAAGGGGCAUGCAGUAAUUAGCCCUAAAAUGGAAGCGUAAAGUUGUGAAGGCGUACAGGAAAGCAUCUAGAGCUUUCCAGCUUCCACUGCUUUUCCUUCAAUAUUUACCCUUUUGCGUCUUCGCAAUUAUAAGUUCCCUCAACUCUUCAUUACCCAUCAUCCUCAUAACCUAGUUUAACGGUACAACUUCUCCUACCACAGAUCAACAAUAGCAAAGAUGAGCCGACAUCCUAUGGUAAAGUGGGCUCAGAGGUCUGACAGGUUGUUUAUAACUGUUGAGUUACCGGAUGCUAAUAAUGUGACACAUAAGCUAGAGCCAGAAGGAAAGUUUUUGUUUUCUGCCACAACUGGAGUAGAUAACACGCCUUAUGAAGUUGAAUUCGAUCUUUUUGACAAGGUCGAUGUAAAUGAGAGCAAAAUUAGUGCUACCUCCAGGAACAUUUGUUAUCUUGUAAAGAAGGCUGAGAAUAAAUGGUGGACUAGACUCUUAAAGCAGAGUGGAAAGCCUCCUAUCUUUCUGAAAGUUGAUUGGGACAAAUGGGUGGAUGAAGAUGAGCAAGACGAGAAAGUUGGAUCUGACAUGGAUUUUGGUGACUUUGACUUCUCGGUAAGUAUCAAACUAGAAUAUGUCAUGAGUGAUUCAUCUAUUGUUUUUUUGGAUAUUAACCUGCUUCCAUAUGUUCAGAAAUUAAAUAUGGGCGGAGGUGGAGAUUUUGAUGCUGAUAUUGCUGACAGGGAUGAAGGAGAUGAUGACAGUGACACGGAGGAUGAAAUUAAGGAAGAAGGAGCUGCAGCUAGUGGUGAACCACAUACAGCACCUGCUAGCAGUGAAUCAGAAACAAAAGCUUGAAAGGACGGGGAGGAGCAAGAAACUUGAGAGGAUCUGAGCAUGUCGGUCUUGGUUUUUUUUAAAAUUUAUUUAGUCAUAUGACAUAUGCUGGGAUACGCCAUCGUUUGACAUGUUUAGCUUGUGUGCUUGUUAUGGUGUUUUGAAUAUAAUGAAUUUAGGCCUUUUAACAUGAAGUAGGCUUGUAUUAAUGUCACUAAUCCACUGUGGUUAUACUGCUUGUUAUACUCUUGAGAUCAUUAUCCACCUUCUUCCUUCUUCCUUCUUCUGGCUCA
Messenger RNA from Coffea arabica (coffee), 1130 nucleotides. The record is from RefSeq and is a predicted model, not a curated record. NCBI's taxonomy places the organism in Eukaryota, Viridiplantae, Streptophyta, Magnoliopsida, Gentianales, Rubiaceae.